Acanthosepion pharaonis is the source of this 801-nucleotide messenger RNA. NCBI's taxonomy places the organism in Eukaryota, Metazoa, Mollusca, Cephalopoda, Sepiida, Sepiidae. The record is from the annotation of a GenBank genome assembly.
AUGGGCCUUCUCUCUGGCAAACACAAUCCAACAACGAGCAUCCCAUUGCCUAUCUGCGCAACUAAAGCCGGCGAGGAAGCGAGCAGCACCCAAAUGAACGGACACGAUAUUGAACUCCGAACGAAACAGAAUUCUUCGGAAAGCGUUGGGGAAAACCAAGAUCAGAUCAAUGGACCACUGUUAACCUUGGUAGUGACUCCGGCCUCGGACAAAUGCCCCGAAGAUAGCAAUGAAUGCCACGAAAAGACGACUGUGCUUUGCGGGUCAUCAGGCGUCGAAGAGCCGGAAAAGGCGGAAGAUGCGGAAAAUCCCCACAAAGUGGAAGGCGAUGAAAAACGGGAAACUUGGGGUGGAACUAUAGACUUUUUGCUAUCAAUCAUUGGAUUCGCUGUUGAUCUUGCCAAUGUAUGGCGAUUUCCUUAUCUCUGUUAUCGAAAUGGUGGUGAACAUUUCUUUUAUUCACUUCUCUUUCUUUUGCAUUGGUAUUGUUCUUUCAUAAUUUUAUUCUCUUUCUUUUUUCUUUCUUUCUUUUUUCUUUCUUUUUUAUAUAAGCAUAUAUUUCUCAUAUCUUACUUCACUUUUCUUUUUCAGUAUUUUUCUUUAUUUCUCUGUUUCUUUCUACUUUCCUUUUUAGUGCUCUGCCUGCAUAUCCUUUAUUUUAAAAUAUCUUUCCUUCGUCCGUCCUUCUUUUCAUCAUUUUUCUUCCUCUUUUUCCCUCAGCUAUUUUUUCAACCAUUUUUUUAUAAAUUUAUCACAUGCAUUUUUGUCAGACUUCAUUUUCCUUUAUUCUUUCUCACAUAG